UUCAUAAGUGCAGGGGCUGUUGUUAAUGCUGGGGUCCGAGCCCCGGUGGUAUUUGUCUCGGGAGUUCACGCUCUUUUGGGCCCUGACUCGCUCAGCUGUCUCUCUGACACCACCCACGCAGCCCCCUGCCGGACCCGAGGCGCUCACUGCGGUCCUGAGCCCGAGGCAACGACCACCAGCCAGGACAUGGAAGCAACCUGUGUGUCCAUUGACAGAUGAAUGGAUAAAGAAGAUGUGGCACAUUUAUACAAUGGAAUACUACUCAGCCAUAAAAAGAAACGAAAUUGAGUUAUUUGUAGUGAGGUGGAUGGACCUGAGACUGUCAUACAGAGAGAAAUCAUUACCAUCUAUGUCGGUGUUCCCCAACCCCUGGGGUACCAGUCCACAGCCUGUUAGGAACCAGGCCACACAGCAGGAGGAGAUGAGCAGCUGGCGAGCAAGCAAAGCUUCAUCUGCCGCUCCCCCAUCGCGAUCCCGAACCAUCCCCCCCCGCCCCCGUCCAUGGAAAAAUUGUCUCCCACAAAACCGAUCCCUGGCGUCAAAAAGGUUGGAGACCGCUGAUCUAUGUUACUUUUCUGUUUCCAUCAUUACCUCACUCUUCUUUUGUCACAAUAUAGAGACAGAAUGGUCCUGUUAAAAUGUGAAUCAGAGCAUCCUGAUGAUGCUCAUCUGUUUCUCAGAAAGAGAUCAACAUAAUCUCAAUACUUAUGUCUGGGCCACACAUACAUAUGUGAAUGCGUACAUACACACACACACACACACACACACACACACACACACCCAUUUUACAGAUUGAACUUCUGUUAUUCAUUCAUUAUAUGUUCAAAAUUUUACCAUCCAGGUUGCCCUCCUAAAUAUUUCCCUUCAUUAUGAGUCACUCACAUGGAACGUAAUUGUUUACAUGUGAUCCUAAAAUUAUGCCAUCUAUUACCUCGCUUUUUCUGUACAUGGAAUUUCUGAUAGCACUCUCUUCGACUGCAUUACCAUUUUUGACUAUCAUGUUCUUUGAAAUGCGUCAAACUUUUAGUCAAGUAAAACUUUUAGCAUUUUUUAAAAAUAUAAAUUCCUACUCAGUCCACUCAUCCUAUUCUUGAUUAUGGAUAAUAUUAACCCAAAUACAAAAGUUUUCAUGCGUCACUA
Physeter macrocephalus (sperm whale) is the source of this 1140-nucleotide messenger RNA. RefSeq lists its product as uncharacterized. The record is from RefSeq and is a predicted model, not a curated record. The transcript is spliced from 3 exons. Lineage: Eukaryota; Metazoa; Chordata; Mammalia; Artiodactyla; Physeteridae. The coding region runs from base 26 to 637 and encodes 203 amino acids.